GCCCGGCACCGACGCACACUGCCCGGUAGGCUCCSAGAGACGGGCACUUGGGCCCUGUGAGCGGCGUCUCGACAGGCGGCGCUAGGACCCUGUAGAGAGCGGCGGGGGCGGAGCGGGCGGCACCAGGACCCGGGGGAACUGCGUCGGGCGGGUGGCGAGCAGGCCCGGAGGCCCGGGGGCCCGAAGGCUGCGGGCGGCGGCGCUGGGCCCGGCGCGGCGAGAGAGGCCCCGAGAUGCCGAGCAAGAAGAAGAAGUACAACGCGCGGUUCCCGCCGGCACGAAUCAAGAAGAUCAUGCAGACGGACGAAGAGAUUGGGAAGGUGGCGGCGGCUGUGCCUGUCAUCAUCUCCCGGGCGCUCGAGCUCUUCCUGGAGUCGCUGUUGAAGAAGGCCUGCCAGGUGACCCAGUCCCGGAACGCCAAGACCAUGACAACGUCCCACCUGAAGCAGUGCAUUGAACUGGAGCAACAAUUUGACUUUUUGAAGGAUUUGGUGGCGUCAGUGCCUGAUAUGCAGGGUGAUGGAGAAGACAACCAUAUGGAUGGGGACAAGGGUCCUCGCAGGGGCCGGAAGCCAGGCAGUAGUGGCCGGAAGAAUGGUGGGAUGGGAGGCAAAGGCAAGGACAAGAAACUAUCCGGAACAGACUCGGAGCAGGAGGAUGAGUCUGAGGACACAGAUACUGAUGGGGAAGAAGAGACACCGCAUCCCCCACCCCAGACCAGCCGCCCCUCUGUACACUUUCAGAGCCCUCCGACCCCCUUCAUGCCCUUUACUUCUACUUUGCCUUUGCCUCCGGCCCCCCCAGGCCCCUCAGCACCUGACGCAGAGGAUGAAGAAGACUAUGACUCCUAGCACCCUCUGCCCCCCAGGCCGCACCCCCUUUUAGUUGAUUUUAGUUGCUCUGGGGGGAAGAGAUAAACUGUUCUUAAAUUUAUUAAAAAAUAAAUAAAAGGGAACAUCAGUGUCU
This is a messenger RNA of Urocitellus parryii (Arctic ground squirrel), 966 nucleotides long. It is a transcript of the gene Drap1, whose product is annotated as DR1 associated protein 1. The record is from RefSeq and is a predicted model, not a curated record. Gene Ontology annotation, cellular component: nucleus; negative cofactor 2 complex. Gene Ontology annotation, biological process: transcription by RNA polymerase II. NCBI's taxonomy places the organism in Eukaryota, Metazoa, Chordata, Mammalia, Rodentia, Sciuridae. Gene Ontology annotation, molecular function: RNA polymerase II general transcription initiation factor activity; core promoter sequence-specific DNA binding; protein heterodimerization activity.